This is a messenger RNA of Fukomys damarensis (Damara mole-rat), 2922 nucleotides long. It is a transcript of the gene Znf624, whose product is annotated as zinc finger protein 624. The transcript has 7 exons. Gene Ontology annotation, biological process: regulation of transcription by RNA polymerase II. Gene Ontology annotation, molecular function: DNA-binding transcription factor activity, RNA polymerase II-specific; RNA polymerase II cis-regulatory region sequence-specific DNA binding. Lineage: Eukaryota; Metazoa; Chordata; Mammalia; Rodentia; Bathyergidae. The record is from RefSeq and is a predicted model, not a curated record. Bases 193 to 2787 code for a protein of 864 amino acids.
CACUGGACUGCAUGGAGACCUCCCUGUGGAGCUCGCGCCAUUGCUGGAAGAGUUCCCGCCCUGCUCUGCGAGCGCCCUCAGUUGUCCUCAGUGCGGCCGUCAGGGUAUUGUCCUCCUCUCUAUGGUGGAAGGUGCUUCACUCCAUUAGUAUCUGCAUUCCAGGCCAUUGGAAGAGGAAAAGAAGUAGGGGAUAUGGCCUUGCAAAACUGUACAUUUUCCGGAGAAGAAAACACAGAGGCAGAGAUUAUGGCUGCUGUGGUUUUUUCAGUUGGACCUCUGAAGCCUGAAAUUACCCAGCCACAUGAAGAUCUGCACCUUCAAGCAGAAGAAGCAGAAUUAGUAAAGGAAUCAGUGACAUUUAAGGAUGUGGCCAUAGACUUCACACUGGAAGAAUGGAAGUUGAUGGACACCACACAGAGGAAACUGCACAAGGAUGUGAUGCUGGAGAAUUACAGGAAUCUGGUCUCCCUGGGGCUUGCAGUUUCCAAACCAGAUAUGAUAUCUCAUUUGGAGAACGGAAAAGGACCAUGGACAUUGGUGAGAGAAAUUUCCAGAACCCCCUACCCAGACUUGGAGACCAAACCUGAAACCAAGAAUGCUAUGCUGACAGAGGGUAUUUUUGAAGGUUUAUCACAGGAGAUUAUACUAGAGAAACUCAGAGAGAAUGAUCUAUGGGACUCCACAAUGGGAGGAUUAUGGAAGUGGAGUGACAGAAUUUUUAGAUGGCAAAAUAGUCAAGAGAGUCAUUUAAAUCAAAGAAUAGUAACAUACUGGAAAACUCCCAUUCAUCAAAGAGGCAUCAGAUUUGGAUCUCCUCUUCCAGAACCAGGAAUUAUUACAGAAGAGUCCCAUGGAAAAUGCCAAAUAUAUAAGGAAAGUUUCACAGAGAAUUUAAAUUUGAUUGCAGAUGACCAUUUGGGGAAAAUAAUUUAUAAGAAUACAGAAGGUAACAAAGCCCUAAGACAGAUCUCAGAACUUACAUUGAAAAAAAAAUCUAAUAAUAAAGAAAAACCAUAUAAAUGUAGUACAUGUGAAAAGGCCUUUCGUUAUAGGUCAUUAUUCAUUCAACACCAGAGAACUCACACUAAAGAAAAACCAUAUGAAUGUAAUGAAUGUGGGAAAACAUUCAGCCAACCUUCAUAUCUUAGUCAACAUAAAAAAAUUCACACAGGAGAAAAACCCUAUAAAUGUAACGAAUGUGGAAAAGCCUUCAUUGCUUCUUCAUCACUUAUGGUACAUCAGAGAAUUCAUACUAAGGAAAAACCUUAUCAAUGCAAUGUCUGUGGAAAAUCUUUUAGUCAGUGUGCCCGUCUUAAUCAACACCAACGAAUUCAAACUGGAGAGAAACCUUAUAAAUGUAGUAAAUGUGGGAAAGCUUUUAGUGAUAAAUCAAAACUUUCAAGACACCAGGAAACUCAUAAUGGUGAGAAACCUUACAAAUGUAAUGAUUGUGGGAAAGCCUUUAGGAAUAAGUCAUAUCUUAGUGUACAUCAGAAGACCCAUACUGAAGAGAAACCAUACAAAUGCAAUGAGUGUGGGAAAUCUUUCAAGAAUACCACAAUUUUUAAUGUCCAUCAGAGAAUUCAUACUGGAGAGAAACCCUUUAGAUGUAAUGAAUGUGGGAAAGCCUAUAGAAGUAAUUCAAGCCUUAUUGUACAUAUCAGAACUCAUACAGGAGAAAAACCCUAUGAGUGUAAUGAAUGUGGAAAAGCCUUCAACCGCAUAGCAAAUUUCACAGAACAUCAAAGAAUUCAUACAGGAGAGAAACCUUAUAAAUGUAAUGAAUGUGGAAAAGCAUUUAUUAAUUAUUCAUGCCUUACUGUACACCACAGAAUGCAUACAGGAGAGAAACCCUACAAAUGUAACGAAUGCGGAAAGGCCUUUAUGCGUUCUUCAUCUUUAAUCAUACAUCAUCGUAUUCAUACUGAAGAGAAACCUUAUCUAUGUAGCGAAUGUGGGGAAUCCUUCAGAAUAAAGUCUCACUUAACUGUACAUCAGAGGAUCCAUACUGGGGAGAAACCAUAUAAGUGUGCUGAUUGUGAGAGAGCAUUCACUAAAAUGGUAAAUCUCAAGGAGCAUCAGAAAAUUCAUACUGGAGUGAAGCCCUAUACAUGUUACGAUUGUGGGAAGUCCUUCAGAACUAAGUCAUACCUUAUUGUUCAUCAGCGGACCCAUACUGGAGAAAAACCAUAUAAAUGUAAUGAAUGUGAUAAAGCUUUCACUAAUACAUCACAGCUCACUGUGCAUCAAAGAAGGCACACAGGAGAGAAACCCUACAAGUGUAAUGAGUGUGGGAAGGUUUUUACAAGUAACUCAGGUUUCAAUACCCAUCAGCGAACACAUACUGGAGAGAAACCAUUCAAAUGUAACGACUGUGGGAAAGCAUUUAGCCAGAUGGUGCAUGUCACAGAACAUCAGAAAAUCCAUAGUGGAGAAAAGCCCUAUAAGUGUGAUGUCUGUGGAAAAGCCUUCAGGAGGGGUUCAUACCUCACGGUGCAUUGGAGAACACAUACUGGAGAAAAGCCCUAUACCUGUAAGGAAUGUGGAAAAGGUUGUAUUACUCUAUCACAGCUAACUCUACAUCAGAGAAUCCAUACUGGGGAGAGGCCAUAUAAAUGUGAAGAAUGUGGAAAAGCCUUCAGAACUAACUCAGACUUCACUGUACAUCUGAGAAUGCAUACUGGAGAAAAACCCUAUAAAUGUAAUGAAUGUGGGAAAGCUUUCAGGAGUAGCUCAAGUCUUACUGUACAUCAAAGAAUACAUCAGAGAGAUGCUCAGUUAGUAUAGAGAACAAUAAGUCAUUAGUCCAUGUGUCAAUUCGUAAGAAGACUACUAGAAACUAAGUUUUAUGAAUAUAGGAAAAACUUCAGUAGAAAUUUACUAAAAAAAUACAUUUAAAAGACUAUAAAUAUAAUGUGAAAA